AGCAGCCCCGCCCAGAGAGAACAGAGACUGGAGAGCUGGGGAGGGAGAAUGGGCAGAGGCAGCAAAGAGCACGUGUGUGGCAGGGCUGUGAGGACAGGUGACACGACAGGCAAACUCAAAACCUCAGAGAGCCUGGGACAGACUGUUAAGUGGGGACACAGUCAAGGACCCUGAGUUCCAGGUGGGAGUUGGAAUAUUGUGACAAUAAAGCACAAUCCACACACUGACUCUUAGGAGGAUUUUAACUCAUGACCUUAUGCUUUCGAGGCAGGCACAGUGCCACUGAGCUAAAUCCUCAGCCCCUGUUUGUUUUGUUUUGAGACUGGGUCUGGCUAUGUAGUCCAGGCUGGCCUUGAACACACAACGAUCCUCCUGCCUCAGCCUCCUGAGUGCUGGGAUUACAGGCUUGAGAUCCCCACACCUAAAAGGAGACUUCUUCACACACAAUGGGUAUGUGGACAAAGGUCAGAAGCCGUAAAGGGUAGGGGCAAUCCGGGCCAUGGGAACCUGGACUUCUAGUUCCUGAGAGAAAGGAGACAGAGCUUGGACUCCUAGGCCUAAGAGUGGCUGAGACCAGGGCCCAGACUCCUGGGUCUGAGCAGAGGGGACUGGAGACUGAGGCUCAGGGCAGCUAAAGUAGGAAGUGACCAGGGACUUAAACCCUUGGGUCGGGGAGGAGAGGACAGAGGACCCUUGGUUUCAAAGACAGUUUGUGUGGGUGACAUCUUCUCCCCACAUCAUCCAGCUUGGAACUCCCUUCUCCACCCCAGAGGCAGUGCCGUUCAUCUCUGCCCCUUUAAGAGACUCAGUGCGUUGCUAGGCUCCCAGGAUCUCCAGGGAGGGGGUCAGGUGCGUCACCUGUGCACCUAUGGGACCCUCUGCUGCCCCGCCUGGAGCCAGUCUGCAGCAUUCACCUGUUUCUGCAUCCAGCUCCGUUCACUGCUGCUACCUUGGACCCCCCUGAACAGGAAAUUAUCUGCGCCUUGGAAGUAGCCGGCGCCUUGGAAGUAGCCGGCGCCCCUGCGUCCCUCGCUCUGCUACUGACCCGGAGUUCGGGCCGUUGCAGAGGGGCUCUGCUCCCUUCCCUGCUAGAGGCAUCUCCCAACACUAUGAAAUCUUUCAGUCCGAUCCUCUUCCUUCUGGUCUUCUUCCUUGCCCUCCUGGGCUCCCAGGCGGCACCUUCAGCCCCUCUGCCCCUGGGUUCUGACUUCCAAGGGAUGGGCCGCCCCGGAACGACCUCCCCCGGCGCUUCUGAAAACGCCACUGGAGACGGGCCUAACCCACAGCACCCUGUGACUGUUCCUCCUGAGGCCCCGAAGAUGCCUCAUGCAGUUUCCCCUGAGACCACCCCCCUUAAUGUCACUGAGACCCCUAGGCCUGAUCUAGAAACCCCACACCCACAGUCUCCUGAGACCCCCCAGCCUGGCCCACUCACAACCUCAGUAUCAGAAUCCCCGGCCACCCCCCACCCUAACCCCUCCCAAGCAACACACCCAGAGCCUUCUGAGGAGACCCCCGACCCUGCCCUGACAGACACUCCACACCCCGGAUCCUCUGAGACCCCAAAACCUAGUCCCUCAAAAACGACACCCCCAGAAUAUCUUGAGACCCCAAAUACUAACCCUAUGCAGACCGCACACCAAGAAUCCACAGAGAUCCCCAGACUUAACACCACUGAAAUCUCACGUGUUAAAGGCCCUGACCCCACCAAGCCUCUUGACACCAAAUCUCUAGAAGCCCAUGAUCCGGACACCGCUGAGACCCCAAGCUCUCAGUUCCCCCUGACCGUCCGUCCUGAGCCCACUGAAACCCUGCACCCAGAGACCCACAAGACCCAUCACCCCAGCCCCACCGACACUCCCCAAACAGAGCCUCCCACAACCCACCACCAGGGUCCAACCAAGACCCCAAAAACUUCUGCCCUUGAAGUCUCCACUAGUCUCCACCCCGAAACCCCUGGACCCUUCAAGGACACAGCCACUGUACUCAGUGAGCUGCAGCCCAGUCCCCAGGCAGACACCCGUGCGGGCCCCCAGCCUGACCCCUCUCAACUGCCCACCCCAGAUUCUCCAGCGACUCUUGAGACAAAGGCCCCCCAAAACUCUGACCCCAAAGGGCAAAGCACCCCUCUGCCCUCAGCCCGGAUUGUGGGCCCCCCUGCUCCUCCAGAGCCACCCAGUCAGCUGCUCCCUGCAACUCCUUGGGCUCCUCAGCGGCGCAGCCGAGGCGAGAGAGUGAACACUAUCAUCGUGGUGGAGCACGUGAAAGAGACCGGCGUGACUCUAGUGGGGCGCCCACGCGGCUCGACUGGAGGGGCCCUGUGCCUGUUCUUUGCUGGGACCGGGCUUUUGAUCUGCAUCUUGCUGCUGCUGUGGUGUCUCUACCGGCGGGCAGCCCGGCACCGGCCCUUCGCACACCACCGGCUCCCGGACAGCGGAGACGAACCCGUUAUGCACCUGGACGCCCCGAAGGACCCCUACAACCUCUACUUUUAUGCGCCAGAUGCCUGGGUCCCUUCGCACAUCUCCACCAAGCAGCCGCCGCCCACACCCCCGCUGCCACCCAAGCUGCCCCCGCCGCCCCGCGGGGGACGCCCCCAGCGCCUGGAGCCGCUGUCCCCUGAUACACUCCCCAACAACUUCGUGUGAGCCCCUUCCGGUCCCUCCAGGCCUGCACAUUCCCAAGAGGGAGGGGACUCUUGGGUGCUGUCCUCCUGGAUGCUUCGCUACUUAGUGAGCCUCUUGGAUAUAGUGUCCAGCAGAGAUGCUUUCCUGGCAAUCGGAGAACACCGCUGAAUAAACCCGAUGUCCCCAUG
Messenger RNA from Heterocephalus glaber (naked mole-rat), 2815 nucleotides. The record is from RefSeq and is a predicted model, not a curated record. Lineage: Eukaryota; Metazoa; Chordata; Mammalia; Rodentia; Bathyergidae.